Messenger RNA from Solenopsis invicta (red fire ant), 768 nucleotides. RefSeq lists its product as uncharacterized. Gene Ontology annotation, cellular component: mitochondrion. Lineage: Eukaryota; Metazoa; Arthropoda; Insecta; Hymenoptera; Formicidae. The transcript is spliced from 4 exons. The coding region runs from base 149 to 463 and encodes 104 amino acids. The record is from RefSeq and is a predicted model, not a curated record.
GAUGGCGUGUCGAAAAAUCGUAUUAGUUAAAUAGUGGCUACUCUCUGAUAUUCAUUGUGAUUCAUUGUCAAAAAAGGACGUUUAGAUCUCCGUGUAUUAUAAUUGCUUGGUUAUAAUUCAACUAUUGUGUUUAUAUAAUCGUCACGAAAUGUUGCGUGUAAUUGCAAGACGAGUACAGGGUAUAACACUCGUUCCUAUACGGACAUUCAGCGCAGAGGCAAGUACUACUGAUCAACCCACGGUGAAUACUGAUGUUCCAGGUCUCAGUGAGAAUGUUGUUAGUGUACCAAACACACUUUCCACAAUACAUCUCUUUUUGUUUUGUCUAAUUGGACUACAUAUUCUUACAUAUAUUGCAUCAUUGCCUCUACCUAAUUUCCGUAGGACCCAACGCCUCAAAGGCUACAGAAUACAAGAAUCCCGAGUACUUUUGCUAUACCGUGGACUCGUUCGGGGAAGCUGAAGUAGAAUUGGCAAAGUAUAGAUUGCCAGCACCAUCUAAUAAGAUACCGUUCAACAAGUAAAUAAUAGAAUGAAGGCUUAUUGAUAUAGUAGGGAUGAAAUAAUGAAUUUAAUAAGUUAAGAAAAUGUACAAAAAAGAUGGCGAUAACGAGCUGUGUGUGUUCAAAACUGUUACAUAUAAUUUAAGAAAAAUUGUUUAAUAUUAUUUAGUUGCAUGAUCUUUUCCAUCGUUCUCAUCCUUGAAAAUGGAAGUGUGUUUUGUUGAAUGUCAUCAAGGCUGUUGCUUAUAAAAUGUAUGGAAAUGAA